This is a messenger RNA of Guillardia theta CCMP2712, 4656 nucleotides long. RefSeq lists its product as hypothetical. NCBI's taxonomy places the organism in Eukaryota, Cryptophyceae, Pyrenomonadales, Geminigeraceae. The record is from RefSeq and is a predicted model, not a curated record. The transcript has 9 exons. Gene Ontology annotation, biological process: calcium ion import across plasma membrane. The coding region runs from base 1 to 4656 and encodes 1551 amino acids. Gene Ontology annotation, molecular function: high voltage-gated calcium channel activity. Gene Ontology annotation, cellular component: membrane; voltage-gated calcium channel complex.
AUGAUAAUGGACAAGAGCGAGAUCCACGACACUCUCGAAGAAUUAAUCGGAGAUGAAAAUAGCCAUGACCUUGAUGUUACAGUCCUGAGCGAACGCCAUGAGAACGGUAAUGGUUAUCAUGAGGAUGGUAAUGGUUGUCAUGAGAACAGAAAUGGUUAUCAUGUCGAUCCUGGUCUCGCCGAUGAUCAACCUGGCCCUUCGUUCCCAGCCAUUGACGAAGAUGAUGAAGAGCAGCCGCACAGAAGCGUUGGGAUACCUCCACAGUUGUGUUUUUGCACUGCCCAGCCUUAUGGUUUGGCAUACAAGUUACGCCAAGUCUGCAUCCAGCUGGACAGCAGCUUUGCAUGGAGUUUUUUCGUUUUUUCCAUGUCCAUGCUAAAUUGUUUGGGAGUUACGAUCAUGGCAGAACUGUACACGGGAGAUUACAGGAACAGUGCAGUAUUCCACACCCUGUACAUUUUUGAUGAUCUCUGUGUUGGAAUACAAGGGAUUGAAGUUUUUGUGGGAAUAUCUGCCAAAGGUUUCAAGACCUGGAUCAAGGAUGUGUACAACAAGCUGGAGCUCUCUCUACUGUCCACAGCUCUUCUCGGUUUCUGCCUCACUUCUCUUGGAUGGAAGGUCUUUGUAUUGCGAUCGUUCAGGCUGCUGCGGCUCUUCAAGCUCCUUUCCCGCUUCCAGGCUCUCUCGUACGUCAAGCACAUCGUGACGACCUUGGAAGUCGCACUGGUCCAGAUGUUCACCGUCUGCUCCAUUCUGUUCUUCUUCAUGUUGACAUACAGCUUGCUCGGCAUGUCUGUCUAUCAGAGUUCCUUCAAGCGAAGGUGUGUCUCAAUGGAGUACCUUAGCCAACCUUGUCAGUCCUACAGCUCACCAUGGUCGUCUUCUUGUUCGCUGCCAUUCCAAUGGGAAAGAGAUCCGCUGAGAUCGAGCUGGAACGUGUCAGUACCAGGAGGAUAUCCCUACUUCGAGCUGUGCGAUAUCAUUUCGUUCGACAGCGAGGACUUUCCAAAAGAUUACCUAGAUGCCGUUAAGCUCGCAAGGCACAGAAGAGGCGAGCAAGUAAAGCAGAUGUGCACGAUCGUGGGAUACCCGCCGAAUCAGUUCGGAUACGCGCACUUUGACAACGUCGGAUCCGCACUCCUGGCGGUUCUCCAAUGGGUGAUCGCAGACUCAGCCUAUGACAUCAUGUGGUUCAGCUACGAGAGCGAGUACUAUGUCAGGUUCUUGACGUUCCUGCUGUAUCCGGCCAUCACCAUCACCUGCUCUUGGAUGCUUCUCGGGAUGUUCAUCGCGAUCGUGACGGGAACCUUCCAGCGAGUCAGAGAAGAAGAGAAGACAAGAACGUCCCAAGUUGCCCCAGAACAGAUACUUGAGAAGGUGGUGGACGGGCCUCAGUCCGACAAGAAUUUUCUUCAGGAAAGCCUCCCCGCAACUACUGAGACAGCCCAGAUGACGAUAUCCGUUGAGUCGCCCAAGGCGCAGAUCCCUAUCUCUGAACAGAGGGUGGACAUCAAGCAAGAAGCCUGCUGUUCAACUCCGGGGUGGAAUGUCUUCAAAGAUCGGGCUCUGCUCUUGCAGCAGAGCUCUUACUACCAGCUCUUCUUGUCCUCUAUCAUCGCUCUACAGACCAUCUUCCUUGCGAUGGACGACGAGACCUCUCUCUCGAAGAUGCCGUUGUCGUUUGUGGUGAUCUAUUCGACAUGCCAGGCAGUCUAUGUCUUUGAUGUCUUCUUCCAAGCUUUCGUGAUGAACCGAAUGAUGGGGGAGAGUGAAGUAGCCAUCAUCAUCGUCCUCGUUUCCGAGGCUCUCCUUUCACUCCUUGGGAUCAUCGGCCUGGGGGCGAACUGGAAUUUUCUGAUCCGCUUGCAAUGCAUUCGCAUCUUCCGCCUGUACAGAUACGUCCCUGUGCUACAGGGGCUCAUCAACUCAGCAGUGAAGGGAGUUCCUGCAGUGAUCAACCUCUGCAUCUUCUGCUUCAUCUGGAUCCUCUGCUUCACUGUGACAGGAAGGUUUCUAUUCCGCGACUCCAUGAACGAUAUCACCCGAUCAAACUUCUCCUCCUUCGAGAUCGGCUUCCUUACAGUCUUCCAGAUCUUCACGGGGGACUCUUGGUCCGGCGUGCUGUACAGCGCAAUGGCGUCCAAGGAUGGUUUCGCAGGGAAGUUUGCAGCAGCGAUAUUCUUCAUUGUCCUGCUGCUCAUGAGCAACAUAGUUCUCGUGAACCUCUUUGUCUCCGUCGUCAUCGAGAACUUCAACUUUGCCGAGACCAUCUCGAGCAUCGAGGACGGGAAGAACCUUCAGUGGAUGAGGAAGCAGUUUGCCAACUAUCAGUCGAACCUCCAGGAGUCGCUCAAGGCCAUGCAGCCUCGGGUGUCUGCGAGCAACCUGACUCGAACGGACUCGCACGCCUCCUUCCUGCUGACAAACAUCUUCGCCAAGGCGAACUUGGCAGACAAGGGGGACAAGGAGUUGAAGGAGAAGGCGAAGGAGAAGAAGUCUUCAGGGGGGAGCGAGGCAUCCGCGGCAAUGCUCAAGACGGGCUUGUCCACUCGCAUUCUUAUCAAUAUGGCGUCCCUGGCGAACCCAAAGGUGCACCUCAAAGACCAGAAGUUCGGCAACUCCUUCAUCUUUGACUGGAUCGUGUACCUCACCAUCGUUGUGAGCUGCGUGCUGCUCUGCCUGACGCCGCCCUACGACGACAUCCCACACGAGACAGUUCUGAUCUCGCCGAAGACGAUGAGCAUGCUGAACCUGGCGACAACCAUUGUUUUCACGCUUGAGUUUGUCGUGCGGAUCAUGGUGUCCGGGCUGCUGCUCGAGAGCAAUGCGUAUCUGAGAUCGGGCUGGAACCUCGUUGACCUGCUCGUGCUCCUCCUCUCGUGGAUGGACGACCUUGCAAGCAUGUCGUCGAUGAACUCGGCGAAGUCUCUGAGGAUCAUGCGUAUCCUCCGCCCCCUCCGCCUUGUGAAAAAGAACAGAGGGAUGAGAACGAUCACAAAUGCUCUCCUCUCUGCUCUUAUCCCGACCUUCUACGUCCUCAUCUUCCUCUGCACCAUCCUGUUCAGCUUCGGAGUGAUCGGGAGAGGGCUGUUCGGCAACCGAUUCUACUCCUGCAACGCCUACGACGUGAGCUACCCGGCAGGGAAGGCAGAGUGUAGCGGGAUGAUACUGAACAAGGACCAGUUGUUUCUCCAACCUCGGGCCUGGGUCAACUACCAGCACAACUUCGACAGCAUCGCGUCCGCCAUGAUCUCUCUGUUCAAGGUCACAACCCUCAAGUACACCGGAACCCUCCAGGCCAGUAUGGACGUCACGACCCGUGACCAGAGCCCGAGCACGAACAACUCGACCUACUACGGGCUAUACUACGAAGUCUACGUCCUCGUCGGCUCCUUCUUCAUCUGGAACCUCUUCGUUGGCUUCGUCGUCGACGGCUUUUACGCCAACAGAGGGUCUGACAAGGUGGACAGCAUCUUCCGCCGCUGCCAUCGGCUCGUGAGCGAGAGGAAGACCAAGGUCAUCGCUGCCCUCCUUCCCCGAGAGCCCUGGAGGGUCAUGAUCUACGACCUGCUGCGGUCCAAGUGGUACAAGACUUUCUCCAUCUCCUGCAUCGCCAUCAACGUCGUCUUCAUGUCAACGCAGCAUGCCGACUCGUCUCCUUCCUUCAACCGCAUGAUGGCCACACAGAACCUCUUCUUCUACGUCCAACUCCUCGUCGAGGUCCUCCUCUCCUUCCUCGGCUUCGGCUUCCGCCACUUCUUCCACGACAUCUUCCGCGUCUUCGACCUCAUCGUCACCCUCGGCCUCAGCAUCGGCUACGCGUCGGGGAGCAGAGAAUUCAUGGAGUUCGGCAAGUCGUUCCGCCUCCUCCGCAUCAUCCAGGUCAUGUGCAUCCUCGGACCCGUCGAUCAGAUCCUGCAGACUCUGUUGAAGUCGCUCCCUCAGCUCGCCAGCAUCUCCGCCCUCAUCUUCCUCAUCCUAGUCAUGUUCGCCUCCCUCGGCGUCCAGCUCUUCGGCAUCACCCGAGCUGGUCGCCGACUGGGCCCGACCGCAAACUUCGAGAGCUUCCCCCAGGCUCUGAUGACCUGCCUGCAGAUCCUGCGAGGGGACGAGUGGCAGGAGCUGCUGGAGGACUCCAAGGUCCAGGCUCCCUCCUGCACCCCGAUCUUCGACUCGGCCCACGUCUACGGCUACGAGGGGAAGGACCUGUCCUUCGGGGACUGCGGAGCUUCCGCAUGGCUGUCGGACUUGUUCUACAUCGGCUUCAAGCUGGUAUGCGAGGCUUCGCUCCUCAACCUCAUCAUCGGAAUGAUCCUCCAGAACUUCUCUUACAUUACUGAGGACGCGUCACAUGUGGAGGAUGCGGAGUGGUCUACGGGACCUUCCGUGCGGCAGGUGGAGGAGCUUCACGAGAUUUUCCUCAGGUUCAGCAACGCUGACGAGAUGUUCGACCCCGAGGACACGCUUGUGCUCAUGAAGGCCUUUCCUCGUCCUCUCGGAUUCCGGACGUCGCAGGAGGGAGAUGCAAAGUUUGGGAGGCUGGACAAAGCAGCAGCGAGGCUGGUCCGGGCAGAGUUCAACCUGCUGCUGCGAGAGAGGAGGGGGGACAGGGAGUUCAGAGACAAGAGUCCGGACUUGGUUCGAUGGCAGGGAUGA